CGCUAGAUGUUGCCCUCACCCGCUUCUGUCUGGGCCACCAAAGGCUUGUCGUGCACCUGUUUCGCUUGGGCUUAUCACCACACUAUUACUACUCCUAGUACUCCACUGUUGAGGAAAUUAUUGAGCACUUCCUCCUAUACUGCCCUCGCUACUCUUCCCAUCGUGUUGUGCUCUGCGACCAACUAACAACCCUCGAAUAAUAAGCCUUCGACCUGCCCACUUUACUGGCGGGAGUGGACUUUGAUUCCUCCAAACGAAGUGCAGUUAUUCGCCAGACUUGUGCCUUCCUGAAGAAGUCGUGUCAGCUAUCUUGCCUGUGAUCAUCUCACGGUCCUGCACCAGAGCUCAUACUGAUCUUCAGGAUCAUUGCAGCCCUCAACAAUUCUACAUCUGCGCAAGCUGAUCCUCGCACCAAUGACUGCUUCAUCUAAUGAUGUAAAACCAAGACUUAGUAUGUUGUUAUCAAAAUAGAGAAACACAAGUAUUUUCUGAAGGAGGGACAGUAAUGGUGGGAAGGCAACACAUCACUGGUGCCUCAGUCCAGCAGGUUUAUCCACUGAGUUGUGCCAGUGAAUGAAGUAUACUAUAUACAGCUUACAAAACAUACUUACAUACAAAAAAAUAAAGUCCACAAGGGACCAAACCAAAGCCCAGGAUGCUGGUAGAGAGAAUCCCUGCUCACCACCACCCUGUCAGCCAGAUUUCAGUCUCUGUGGUAAGAUGGAGGAUGACUUUGACCCAUACAGCCUUCCUCCAGAGGUGACCACCCAACCUCAUGCUCUCAUUGGAAUGUUGGGACUGGAUACUUCAAAUAAGGCAACACACAAAGCUGUAUGGGAAGCAUUUGCUCUUAACCGCAGGACAGAUCGGACCCCUUUGCAUUUCUGCCACUUGAAUAAUGACUUUCAAAUGCCUCCUAUGAAACAAAAGAGACAGUCUUACGAAUGGUAUAUUCCAAAGGGCAUCCUCAAAUCAAACUGGAUCCCCAAGUACCUUUACCAUGUGCCAGCUCUUGUUGUCCUGUUUUAUGACCUGGAUUGGAAUGACAGCAGUUGGACAGAGAAGAAAAAUGAAGUUGCUGGUCAAGUUCAGUCACUCAAAACUGUGUUAGGUGGACGGAACAGUCGUGUAGCACUGGUGCUGAUACAGAGUGGCAUUAGCGUUCCUGGUGAGGAUACUGGAGCAGCUGAGAAGGCUGCUACUCUGUGUACUGCAUGUGACCUACCUGCUAAGCAUCUCUUUGUCUUGCCACACUCUGAUGUCCACCUGCUUGGAUACACAGUGAGGUUGGAGAAUGCCCUUAGUGAGAUAGCUUGGAACUUCUACCAGGGUGAAGCUAAAGGAGUACGUGCACAUCGGGACUUCCUUAACAAGACCAACCACACACUCCUCUUUGUGCGGCACCAGUUUAAGCUUGGCUUCCUCAAUGAGAUGCGGAAUGAUGCACAAGCAGCCAUUAAACACUAUGCACAGUGUUACCAUCAUUUGUUGGAAUUACGAUCAACAGACACAAAUUUGCACGAAAUCCGCAUUGUUGCUGCCAUAGUGAACUAUAAGAUCUGCAGGCUGGACUUCACCCUCAACCUUCCCCGAGAUGCAAUUGCUCAGUUUCGUCGACACAUUGAUCUCUUCCGCCAACGAACUGGACCAAAAGAGUUGAUAUUUGAACAUUAUGCUUGGCUCUCCAGACAGUAUCAGAUUUUUGGUGAUGUAUUUGAAGAAGCUGUGAGGACAGGCCUUCCAGCCGUCCAGACGCAACAUCCUGGGUUUUACUAUCAGCAGGCUGCCCAGUAUGCAGUGUUAAGAAGGAAAACUGCACUUCAAGUUUGCAAAGAAGUAGCAGCUCCUGUUUCGGAUCUCUUAGAAGGAUGGAGUAAGCUGGAAUUUUAUGGCCAACGACCCUGGCGACCUGGCAAACAUUCCCUUGAGCCACCAGAACAGCAGAGAGAAAUGGAAGGGAUAAAGGAAGUGCAGUAUCAUGAGGUCAAAGAGGUAAACCAUUCUGAUUUCAUCAUUCCUCUGUUCUCCUCCGCCAUCAGCCAGUUCAAGAAGUAUCGCUGUCCUCGCAUCAAGCGGCACCUGAUGGUUCAGAUGGCUGAGGAAUAUCACCAAGCUAAUGAUUCUUCCAAAGCCCUCACACUCCUGAAUCAUGUCAUGUGGGACUACAGAAGCGAAAAGUGGUGGAGUUUGUUGCAGUCAGCCUCAGUUUUGGGCCUGAAAUGUGCCUUCAACACAGCUGCUAUCACAGAAUACUUUGGCCUGGCCUUAGAGUACAUGGGGAAGAGGCUGUCCACAACGGACGAAGAGAAGAAGAGGGUGCACAACAAUCUUUUGAGGCUACUUAAUGGAGUGACCCCAGAACCAGAGCCUGGAACCUCUUCUGAAAUUCUCACAGCAGCCACAGAGGCCUGGUCCACACUGCUGGGUGCGCAAGUCUCCCCGAUCACGGUGGACAUGACUGCUUUGGUGCCCUGCCUGGAAGUUCGAGCUUCUUUCCAGAAGAGUCAGUACCAUGUUGACCAGGAAGUUAGUGUCUCGGUCAAAAUAAGGAAUACAUAUAGUUGUACUGUUUUCCUGAGCUCUCUGAGUGUGGGCGUCAGCUCCAUGUCUCAUUUGGACCGCCUUGUGGAAGCCAAUCCGGAUAAACUUGUCCUUCCUCCAGGUCAAGUAAUAGAAGUCUCUCUCCACUUUGUGCCUCAUGUGGAAGAUGUGGGAAAAAAAUUAAAAGUGGUAGAUGUACGGACCCAGCUAGGAGCACCAGGGAGCACCGUUGUUGUUUGGCUGCACUGGUCAGGGUCUGGUAAUGAGGGAGUCACAAUGCAUGCAGCCAGUGCCCCAGCAUUCCCGGAGUUCAGUGUCCUGUGCAGAGAUGAAUUUGACACAGCACCACCUCUUGUGGAAACUGAGAUCUUGCCUCGCCAGCCUCUCCUCACUGUUGAGGUUAGCUACGACACUACUGCGCUUGUGUGGGAGUGGCUGCCUGUCAAAAUUCACCUCACUAAUACUGAAGCCAGCAAUGGUAUCAGAUAUUACCAUAAACUUUGGUCUGCACAGCUCCUCCCAUUCAAAUUUAGAACAUGCCACACAAGUUUGUUCUGCAUCUGGUUUACAGAGUGACAAACUAGGAUCCCAAGUAACAGGAUUUACGUGUGGCAAUCUGGGUAUUGGAGAGGCAACAUUUUUAGUCUUCUAUGUAAAGUCUCUCACUUCAUCAGAAAGAGCAUAUACCCUAAAGCAUGUGUCCCAAUGUCUUCCCAGAGUUGCUGGUUUCUUCUUCGGAAAUGUAGAAAAAUAUUUAUAACUUGCCCACAGUAAAUAAAUGAAAUGGAUCUUAAAUAUUUGGCAACUACCAGUUAGAUCAUACCUGGCAGUUAUGACUGACGUCUUGAUGUUAUUCCUUACAUCCAGUCACCAAAACAACCCUACUUUUUAAGGAUCCUCAAAAUUAACCUGGAAAUCCUGGUGAAAUAUUGUUCUCCCAGCUAUUUCCAGGAGUUGUAGGUCUAUCCUAAGUACUUAUCUGUGGGUUUUGUAGGUAGUGGUGGUAGUGAGGAGUGGCUCAGUCGGAGGGUUGCUGGUCAUGGAGCUUACCUCAUAUUUCACACUACAUGUUUCAUCUUGAUAUUUACACUGUGUACAAUCAAAAUGGUGUAGUUUCAAACUCUCAUUAGAUUAAGGCAGCAGUAGCUGGAAAUUUUGGUCAGAUUGGUCUAGACAAUUUGGUGGACGCAAAACAAGUGCCUGCCCGCGUGGAGCUCUUUGACCAAGUCACCAAACAUACUUGCAAUGUGAUAUACAAAUUUAAGUUUUAUUUUUACCACUUCUCUGUAGGUAAUCAUAGCCUGGAAAUUCUUAAUCAAAUUAUAAUUAUUUCAUCCCCAUUAAUUAAUGUAUGUGGUAUCUCAACCCAAAAUUUUGUUGGUAUACAUACAUAACAAAUCACCUAAAUCUAUAAUUACCAUGUCCCCCAACCCCCUAAAGGUUAAGGGGGUGCUCACUCAAUAUGGAUAGACGAAUGGCAUGUUUUGAAAUGUGCAGUAAUGUAUUCAUUAUCAUUCAAGAAUCAUCUUCAGGGUAUUUAUUUCCUGCUGACAGGUUUAAUGUCCAUUUAAAUGUCCUAUGGCAUAAGGCAAGAUGGGACGUGGUGUCAGAAAAGACCCUAUAAACCUGUGUUACAUGGUUUAUUUUCACCUGAAUGUGAUACCAAGGGUUACAGUCAUAUUCCUCCUUGAAGUAUAAUGAUAUAGGCCUUGUAUGGUGGUAUCUGGCAAGAAGUGGCUUGUCCUGCCAGGCUGCUAUGUGACUGUUUGUUAGUAGCUUCUAUCCCUUCAGUGAGAGUGGUUUUGUAGCUCCUUGCUUCCAGCCUUCUUUCCCAUAUUGGUCCUUUGUCUUUGGGAUUUGUACUGAGCAGACAUGUCAACCCAGAGCUCUCCUCUUUACCUACAUACACACACCCAAGAAAUGGAUUUUGUCUGUGCUCCAAACUCUUAUAUCAACUCAAGAGUGCCCUGGAGAUCUUCAUGAAGCAGACAACUAAUAAGUUGCAUGAAUUUCAAGGUAUGAUAAAUGAACUCCUUAGAAGCUUGGAGUUCACUCACAGGGAGAUGGCUGACGUACAACACCGAGUAAAACACCUAGAAAAUGACAAAAAGACAAAAGAAAAUUUAAUUAAGACUGUCUGAUGAUCUUCAAGGAAGUGAGAAAAUGAUUAAGGAUUUAGAGGGAUGCUACAACUAUCAAGAAGAUUACAGUUGCCAUAACAACAGAAGUAAUAGGCUUGGAGGAAUGCCUGGAUGAAACCUGGAAACAAUCUGCCAUUCAUGUCUAAGCUGUUCAAGAAGCUUCUGCUGCCCAACAUUGAGCUGCAACAGGUUCACUGAAUUGGUCAGUGAUGUGACAAUCAACACCAGCCAAUAAUAGCUUGCUUUAUGAAGUACAGUGAUUAUGAAGCUGUUUUUCAGAAUGCAGCAAAACUACAAGUAACAAGAAUUUUUAUAAAUGAAAACCUGUGUCCAGGUUUGCAGGAGAUUAGAAAAGCUAAAAUGCCUUUACUAAAGCAAGUCAAAAGUGAAGGCAUAAUAAUGUAUUUCAACCACACCAAGCUUGUUAUAAAGGAAAGACUGCUAGCAAGAAUUGGAGUCAUUAGUGGUGGUGGUGAUUCUUGAUGUUGUGGCGGUGGCAACACUGCUGAUGGUUCAACUGCUUUAGUUGGAUGUGGGCAGAGUAGUGAUCCUGGAGCUGAUGGGCACCUUGUCAUUCCUGGAGGAGCUGUCAUUGAUGAUAGUUCUACUGCUGGUGAUCAGACUUGUGGUGGUGGUGACACAGCCAGCAUUGACUCAGCUGGCGCUGAUGGAGCGACAGCCAUCACUGUUACUUCUGGUGGUGAUGUUGCUACUGUGCCAAAUGGUAGUGUGUGUGUUUCUGCCAGCAAGAAAUGCAUUUCGCAGCCCAUUAUCAGAGGAUCCAAGAGAUAAGUAAGCUGGUGCUUUCUCAGACUUUUAUUUGUUUUUUUUUUAUUUAUACAAUCUUUUUUUAUUUGUAAUGUUCAGUGACUCAUUAAUUUCCUUUGAAUAAUAUUAAUGAUUCAUAUCAUGUUAGAUUAAUGACUGAUGACUGUUCUUUAAACAUUGUAAAUUAAAUGGUGUUUAACCCUCUUCAGUAUGAUGACAACAUUUUCUGAUUAUAAUUUAGUUAAUAUUAUUCCCAAUGAAACUGAGUGUAACUACCACUUUACAGAUUCUAAUGUGAAAUUGCGGUACUGAUACUAACCUCAAUUUGUUGUCAUUUGAUGUAAGCUGUGUUCCACUUCAUCUUAAUUCAUUAUUUGACCAGUAUGUAGAUAUGUUGGGUACUAAAUUUGAUGUUAUUGGACUAUGGGAAACAAGACUAAAUGAUGCUAUUUCUGGUCUUUAAAAGAGAAGUGAUUACACAGUGUACUUGAAAAAUAAGAGCACCUCUGGAGGCAGUGUAGCUAUUUAUUUGUGCAGCAGCUUUCAUGGAUAUUUAUGUGAAAACAUUAUUCUGCAAUCAGACCAUAUUGAAUCCUUAUUUCUAACAUUAAUGACUUGGUCACUCAAGAAUAUUUUGGCAUAUUUAACAGAGGUUAUUAUUCCUUGCUAUACUAUGGGUGAUUUCAAUGUAAAUUUAUUGUGACAGUCUUAAUUAUGUACAAAAUUUUGGUAACCUAUUUUAUAGCAAUUACUUUUCUGUCACCAUACUUAAGCCAAUCUGUGUCACCAGGAGUUCUGCUACUUUAAUGGAUCACAUCUGGAUCAAUAAUUUAUACAAUCUUUAGACAAAUGG
Molecule: messenger RNA, 6303 nt
Organism: Scylla paramamosain (green mud crab)
Lineage: Eukaryota; Metazoa; Arthropoda; Malacostraca; Decapoda; Portunidae
Gene: gry
Product: trafficking protein particle complex subunit 11-like
Exons: 19
Coding region: 574-3117 (847 amino acids)
Cellular component (GO): cytoplasm
Source: RefSeq, a predicted model, not a curated record